GAGCGAGCAAGCGCGACAGAGCUGUUAGCGAAGGUGAGCGACAAAAAAAAAAAAAGACGGAGUGAGUGAAGAAAGUGGAGGAAAGAAAAAGCAAUAUUUUCAAUUUGUACUGUCUCUUACGCGGAUUUUUAGAACACGGUCCGCUCCAUUACGGACUAGAAGAUAUAGAACUUUUGUUUUAGAAUUUGCGAGAUUGUAUUUCUUUUUUGCAAUUUGUUUAUUUUCAGUUGUGUGUGUGUGUGUGUGUAUUUUUUUAAUCUACAGUAAGCGUUCCAAUAGCACUUGCCAGUAUACCUGCGUUUCUCAACAGGAAUUUCAUUCAUCUUUGGCUCCAUGGACGCCCGUCUUUUCCUACUGAUUGGAUUUUUCGGGGAGUAUUUUUGUCCUCGCCGCGAGGAGUAUCAGCAUAAUUUAAUGACAAAUGUCAGCAAAUCAACGGACGUUUGAAAGAACAGAAGAAACGUAGCCUAUUCGAGCUUGAUGAGCUCUUGCUUUGCGUUAGCAACUUUGUUUAUCCAAGAGGCAAAGGAUAAACGAAGACGGGUGGAUUUAAAUACCAUUAAAGGUGGAACCACAUCACUUGAAGAAUGACAGUAUAGAGGCAUAUUUACUCCACACUGGACAAGAUAGCAAGAUAGUGACAAUAUUUUCUGCACGUUGACUAAGGGAUAAAGAACAACAUUUGAAGAAAAAACGUAUUUGUUUAUGUACAUUCGCAUUUGUACAAUAAGGGCAAUUCAAUUUUAUACUUCAAGCUCCACAGACUAACAGCAAUAAUUUGUUGCUUUAAGUAACUGACAACGUUACGGUAUUACGACAGCAACCCCGAGCACCACGACGCGUAACGACCAAAAACACAAUUUGUUAAUAGCCGACUGUUAAUAAUUUGGAAGGCCUAAGCGUUCAGCCUUCAGUGGUCGAAGCCCAAACGGCUGUCGGUAAUCGGUCUAACGAUGUCCAGGCCCCUCUCUCAGCUUUUACCGCCCGACCUACCGGCAGGGGCCAGUCCACAGUUCGGUCCGUCUAACCCCGCGGGUGCUACCCCGAACGGACACCUGAACUCCAUGGCAAGUCUGAAGUCCCUGUUACAGCUGCCAGUUAAAGGAGACCAGCGAGGGAAGGACUGCUGUGAGACGAAAGAGAAAGACAAGCCGUUGGACUCAGAUGAGGACUCGCUGGGAGGGACCAGCGGUUCGGUCCGUCCGUCCUCGCAGUCGGCGUUCCUGGGGCCGUUGCUAUGGGAACGCACGUUGCCGUGCGACGGCGGGCUGUUCCAGCUGCAGUACAUGGACCUGGAGGAGUUCCUGACGGAGAACGGCAUGGGCUGCAUGCACGCCGGCAACAGCUCCAGCGCCGCACAGGUCCCCUCCCAGAGCUCCCAGUCCGCCGUGCCCAGUCAAAGCUCGCAGUGCCCGCCUUCCUCGCCGCCGCCCUGCUCUUCCUCCUCUUCCUCCAUCUCCUCCUCUUCCUCAUCUUCAUCUCUGAUGGGACUGGACGUUCCACAGGGUCCUCAGGGACUGCUGGCAGGCCCACCUGAGUGUCUACACGGCGGUCAGGCCGUGCCUCCAGACCCCUCACCCAGCUCCUCCACCUGCCCUCCUCCGCCAGGACCUCCGGCCACCAAUGCGCCCGAUGUCAUGGUGAACUUUGACCCCGACCCCGCCGACCUGGCGCUGUCCAGUGUUCCGGGCCAGGAGGCCUUUGACCCACGGAGACACCGUUUUACCGACGAGGAGCUUAAACCUCAACCCAUGAUAAAGAAGGCCCGCAAGAUGAUGGUGCCCAGUGAACAGAAGGAUGAUAAGUACUGGAACCGCCGGCUGAAGAACAACGAGGCGGCGAAGCGUUCUCGAGACGCCCGGCGCCUGAAGGAGAACCAGAUCUCAGUACGCGCCGCUUUCCUGGAACGGGAGAAUGCCGCGCUCCGUCAGGAAGUGGCCGACAUGCGCAAGGAACUGGGCCGCUGCCGAAACAUCCUCAACAAAUACGAGAACCGACACGGAGAUUUGUGAACGGGGAGGAGGAGGAGAAGAGGAGGAGGAGGAGAAGAUAGAGAGGAAUGCAGAGGGAAGUGACGUAAACAACUUGACAUUUUAGACAACGUUUUUUCUGAGUCGUGUUCAUAAAGGCGCGUACAGGCAAUCCCGUGUUUUAGCCUUGCUGGUGUCACCUCUGUUAGAACUGGUUAUCACUCUUGACUGUUUGUCCCAUUAAUAAACACGGACUGUUAAAACCCAGAUCGCUGACGCAGCGGCUAAUAGUGAAUGGACCCAGGAUGUCAUUUCAGAUGAGCUGCAGUCUAAUGUAGCCUUUAUGAACACAGAGACAGAGUCUACAGGAGAACAGGGGACUUUACAGAAAACAUGUCCAGAGAAGACAUAGGUGUAAUUUCUUUUUUCUAAGAGAAAAAAAAAUGUAUAUUUUUAAACUGGAUAGGGCCUGAGGAGAUCUAGUAAUGGAGUAAAGGUGAACAGGAGGAGAGGGAGGAAGGUGGUGAGAUUUUGCCAUAGGAAAACUGUAUAUUUUUAUACUUGCAGCAUCACACAGGCAAAGAGAU
Molecule: messenger RNA, 2557 nt
Organism: Chanos chanos (milkfish)
Lineage: Eukaryota; Metazoa; Chordata; Actinopteri; Gonorynchiformes; Chanidae
Gene: dbpa
Product: D site albumin promoter binding protein a
Exons: 4
Coding region: 954-2012 (352 amino acids)
Biological process (GO): regulation of transcription by RNA polymerase II
Cellular component (GO): nucleus
Molecular function (GO): DNA-binding transcription factor activity, RNA polymerase II-specific; RNA polymerase II cis-regulatory region sequence-specific DNA binding
Source: RefSeq, a predicted model, not a curated record